UUCGGUGGAAAUCAACUUCCGGGGGCAGAGGGUUCCGAAGCCGGGUAGUGUGUGGGCUACCCCUACUUGUGUUACUGGGGCCGCGGUUUCCCACUUCGCGGGUCUGGGGUCGUGCCCUGGGUGUAUACGUGUGGGUCCUUCUGUGUGCUGGGGGUGGCUCACCUAGUAGCGUGGGUGAGCAGCGCGGCGGCGGCGGCGGCGACGGUGAGCGGGAGCAGGGAGCAGGUGCACUUGAAGAAUGGAUGAUGAUGAUUUUGGUGGUUUUGAGGCUGCAGAGAUUUUUGAUGGUGGAAGCGGUGAAACCCAAACUACAUCUCCUGCUAUUCCUUGGGCUGCUUUUCCUACAGUAUCUGGAGUCCAUCUUUCUCCAGCUUCUCCUGCAAUUGUCCUGGACCAUGACCACUCUCCUCCUCCAGUUGGCUGCCUCUCUUCUGAGCCCAUCAUUUCAUCACCAGAGAUUACACAUGCAGACAACAGCAUUGUCGGUCAAACUGUUCCUAAAGCACAGAUUCAGCAAUCAACACACACUGAUCUGGAUAUCUCACUUUUUCCAUUGGGUUUAACUGAUGAGAAAAGUAAUGGAACAAUUGCUCUUGUGGAUGAUUCUGAGGAUCCUGGUGCCAAUGUAUCAAACAUACAACUUCAGCAGAAAAUUUCAAGUCUGGAGAUUAAACUCAAAGUUUCUGAAGAAGAAAAACAGAGAAUUAAAAAGGAUGUGGAAUCAUUGAUAGAAAAGCAUAGUCUCUUGGAAAAAGAUUUCCUUAAAGAAAAAGAGCAAGAGGCCAUUUCUUUUCAAGAUAGAUACAAAGAACUUCAGGAAAAACAUAAUGGAGAAUUGGAAGACAUGAGGAAAGCUGGUCAUGAAGCCCUCAGCAUUAUUGUGGAUGAAUAUAAGGCACUACUACAGUCUUCAGUUAAGCAACAAGUAGAAGCUAUUGAAAAACAGUACAUUUCUGCAAUUGAGAAACAAGCACACAAGUGUGAGGAGUUGUUAAAUACUCAGCAUCAGAGACUCCUUGAAAUGCUGGAUACAGAGAAGGAUUUGUUAAAAGAAAAAAUAAAGGAAGCUUUGAUUCAGCAAUCUCAAGAACAGAAGGAAAUAUUGGAGAAGUGUUUGGAAGAAGAAAGGCAAAGAAAUAAGGAGGCAUUAGUAUCUGCUGCAAAGCUUGAGAAAGAAGCAAUGAAGGAUGCAGUAUUAAAAGCCAUAGAAGAAGAAAGAAAAAAUUUGGAAAAAGCUCAUGCUGAAGAAAGGGAGUUAUGGAAGACUGAGCAUGCAAAAGAUCAAGAAAAAAUAUCUCAGGCAAUUCAAAAAGCUAUACAAGAACAAAGAAAAAUUAGUCAGGAAACUGUUAAGGCAGCAAUAAUAGAAGAGCAGAAGCGAAGUGAAAAAGCUGUGGAAGAGGCAGUGAAAAGAACAAGAGAUGAAUUGAUAGAGUACAUAAAAGAACAGAAAAGGCUUGAUCAAGUCAUACGCCAAAGAAGCCUGUCCAGUUUGGAACUGUUCCUCUCCUGUGCUCAGAAACAGUUAAGUGCUUUGAUAGCUACGGAACCAGUUGACAUUGAAUAAAGAGAACAUGACAAGCUAACCCACACUGGCAAUGGAUAAAUCAUUAGACCUCUAAAAUACAUGCUGUGAAUUAUAAGGAUGCUUUUGUUUUCUUUUCACACCUUAGAGAAUUGAUUUCCACUUCAAGGAUAAACCAAAACAAUAUUUAGAACUAUCGAGAAAUCUAAUUUAUUUUCUUUUGUUUUCUCCUUUACAUUUACCAUUAUUUUAGUAGUAGUUGUAGUUAUAGUAGUAGCAGCAGCAACAGAAAGUAUGAUGUGACCCAAAAGCUAUUGAAAAUUGCCACAUUACCAAAGUUAAUUAAGUAAACUUUAUAGCCUCCAGUGGCCUAUUAUAUUGUAUUCGGCAAAAGUAAAUCUCUUUACUUGUUGCUUCCCAGUGACUCUUGGUAAGAUUCUAGAAUGUAAUCAUAUUUUUUUGAUUUUGAGGAUAAAAACAGCAUGGAUUUCGACAUCUCAUUCUGAUAAUACCAAACUUCUUUUCUGUAGUGGGAUCUAUUUUCAUUGGUAAAAAUAGAAAACACUAAAGAUUAUUUUAUUAAUUCAUCUUUGAUCUGAUGUACCACUUAAAGUGGUAUGUAUGUGAUAUAUGCUUAUUUCCUAUUUCUGUUCUUCAAAGUCACUAUGAAUCAAUAAAGCCAUUUUUUAAAUGAAUCAUGCCAUGAACUUAAUCUCUGGAAAAAGAAUAUAACAACAAUUUAUACAAAUUGAGGUUCAAAUAUAAGAGAUGAAAUUCUUGUACUGCAAAAUGUACUUAAUUUAUGAGCAGUGUUCUUCAGUGGGAAAUCAUGAGUUUUUUUAACAUCACAACUAAAUGUCAUUAAAAUGUAUGCAAACGUUUUGUCUGGUUUUCUGAAAUGCUUCUACUUUCAUGGGCUUUGUACUUUUCUGGGAUUUCUGAGUGUAAUAAAAAGAGCUCCAAAAACUUA
Pteropus alecto (black flying fox) is the source of this 2495-nucleotide messenger RNA. RefSeq names its product coiled-coil domain containing 91 (gene CCDC91). Gene Ontology annotation, biological process: Golgi to lysosome transport. Gene Ontology annotation, cellular component: trans-Golgi network. The transcript is spliced from 13 exons. Lineage: Eukaryota; Metazoa; Chordata; Mammalia; Chiroptera; Pteropodidae. The coding region runs from base 239 to 1567 and encodes 442 amino acids. The record is from RefSeq and is a predicted model, not a curated record.